ACCACAUCGAAGGGGGCACAGCGUUUCUCCAAAGUCAAACAGUGGAAGUGCACCUAUACAAUCACCGUGCACAUUCUUCAACCGUUCAGAGUAGGAAAACGAAGAACGAAAGGCGAGCCCAAGGAGCAAGAACGAAAGACCAGGCAAUCACUUACGAACUGCACCGGAAAAGGGCUUCAGGGCUUCUUUAUGCUGUUCGAUUUUUAGCAAAGCACUGGAAAUAUGUGUUUGUCAUGAUUAGUGGCUUCUAAGUCAACAAUGAAGCGUUUUGUUUACGUCAAUGAUGAUGAAUCAUCGCAAGAUCUUUAUUGCGAUAACCGCAUAUCAAACAGAAAGUAUACCGUGUUGAACUUCCUCCCAAAAAAUUUGUGGGAGCAGUUCAGCCGGUUCAUGAACCAGUACUUCUUGUUGAUUGCUUGCCUUCAGCUAUGGGCUCUUAUUACUCCAGUAAAUCCUGCCAGUACGUGGGGUCCUCUAAUUUUUAUAUUUGCAGUCUCAGCAUCAAAAGAAGCUUGGGAUGAUUAUAAUAGGUAUCUCUCGGAUAAGAAGGCAAAUGAGAAAGGAGUCUGGGUUGUCCGCCGAGGUAUCAAACAGCAUAUCCAAGCCCAGGACAUUCGUGUAGGUAAUAUAGUAUGGUUCCGUGAGAAUGAUGAAGUUCCUUGCGAUCUUGUUCUGAUUGGCACUUCAGAUCCUCAAGGCCUUUGCUAUAUAGAGACUGCUGCACUGGAUGGUGAAACUGAUCUGAAGACAAGGGUUAUUCCUCCUGCAUGCAUGGGAAUAGAUCCUGAACUAUUGCACAAAAUCAAGGGUGUCAUUGAAUGUCCCAGUCCAGACAAAGAUAUCAGAAGAUUUGAUGCAAAUAUGCGUCUGUUUCCUCCGUUUAUUGAUAACGAUGUUUGCUCUUUAACCAUAAAAAAUACAAUUCUCCAGUCAUGCUAUUUGCGAAAUACGGAGUGGGCUUGUGGUGUAGCUGUGUAUACAGGCAAUGAAACCAAGCUGGGUAUGAGUAGGGGUAUACCUGAACCUAAGCUGACAGCUGUUGACGCCAUGAUCGACAAGUUAACUGGAGCUAUAUUUGUUUUCCAAAUUGUGGUUGUUAUUGUUUUAGGCAUAGCUGGGAAUGUAUGGAAGGAUACAGAAGCAAGAAAGCAAUGGUAUGUUCAAUAUCCAGAUGAAGGACCUUGGUAUGAACUAUUAGUCAUUCCUCUGCGGUUUGAGCUUCUUUGUUCCAUCAUGAUUCCCAUAUCCAUCAAGGUAUCUCUGGAUCUUGUGAAGGGCUUGUAUGCAAAAUUCAUUGACUGGGAUGAUCAAAUGGUUGAACAAGAGACUGGUAUUCGAGCUCAUGCAGCGAACACGGCAAUAAGUGAGGACCUGGGACAAGUGGAGUACAUUUUGACCGACAAAACUGGAACUCUUACAGAAAAUAAGAUGAUAUUUAGAAGAUGUUGUAUCAGAGACAUUUUCUAUGGGAAUGAGACUGGAGACGCAUUGAAAGAUGUGGAGCUACUUGAUGCAGUUGCCAAAAGCUCUCCUGAUGUUGUUAUGUUUCUUACAGUUAUGGCAAUAUGUAAUACAGUUAUACCGAUGCAAAGUAAAACUGGAGCUAUCUUGUAUAAGGCGCAGUCUCAGGACGAGGAUGCUCUUGUUCAUGCUGCCGCUCAAUUGCAUAUGAUUUUUGCGAAUAAGAAUGCAAACAUUAUUGAUAUCAGAUUCCAUGGUUCAGUAAUUCAAUACGAAGUGCUGGAAACCCUGGAGUUCACCUCCGAUCGCAAAAGAAUGUCAGUUGUGGUGAAAGACUGUCGAAAUGGGAAUAUUUUCCUUUUAUCAAAAGGAGCAGAUGAAGCAGUUCUUCCAUAUGCUCGGGCUGGACAACAAAAAAGGAUAUUUACUGAAGCUAUAGAACAGUAUUCCCAAAUUGGAUUGCGCACGUUGUGCUUGGCUUCGCGUGAACUAAAAGAAGAUGAAUAUCAAGCAUGGUCUGUGAUGUACAAGGAGGCCAGUAGCACAUUAGUUGAUAGAGAGUGGAGGAUUGCUGAGGUCUGCCAAAGGUUAGAACAUGAUUUUGAAGUUCUUGGAGUUACUGCCAUAGAGGAUCGCCUGCAGGAUGGUGUACCUGAAACAAUUGAGACCCUUCGAAAAGCAGGAAUAAAUUUUUGGAUGCUAACUGGAGACAAGCAGAAUACUGCAAUUCAAAUUGCUCUUUCAUGCAAUUUUAUUUCCCCAGAGCCAAAGGGUCAACUUCUGUUGAUUGAUGGCAGAACUGAAGGUGAAAUUUGCAGAAGUUUAGAGAGAGUCUUACUUACAAUGAAGAUAACAGCUUCAGAACCUAAGGAUCUGGCAUUUGUUAUUGAUGGCUGGGCUCUUGAAAUUGCUCUAAGGCAUUACAGGAAAGCUUUUACUGAAUUAGCAAUACUGUCAAGAACUGCUAUAUGUUGUCGUGUAACGCCAUCACAAAAGGCACAGCUUGUGGAACUCUUGAAGUCAUGCGAUUAUAGAACAUUGGCUAUUGGGGACGGGGGUAAUGAUGUUAGAAUGAUUCAGCAAGCUGACAUAGGUGUUGGCAUUAGUGGGAGAGAAGGAUUGCAGGCAGCAAGGGCUGCUGAUUAUAGCAUUGGAAAGUUCAGGUUUCUGAAAAGAUUAAUACUUGUCCACGGGCGAUAUUCAUACAAUCGCACAGCAUUUUUGUCCCAGUAUUCCUUUUACAAAUCCCUCUUGAUUUGUUUCAUACAGAUAUUUUUUUCUUUUAUUUCAGGUGUUUCUGGAACCAGCCUUUUCAAUUCCAUUAGCUUGAUGGCAUUCAAUGUUUUCUAUACCAGUAUUCCUGUUCUGCUCAGUGUCCUUGACAAAGAUCUUAGUGAAGGAACUGUAAUGCAGCAUCCUCAAAUUCUAUUCUACUGCCAAGCAGGACGGAUUCUUAAUCCUAGCACAUUUGCUGGAUGGUUUGGCCGGUCCCUUUUUCAUGCAAUUGUUGUAUUUUUUAUCAGUAUACAUGCUUAUGCCAAUGAAAAAAGUGAAAUGGAGGAGUUGUCAAUGGUUGCACUCUCUGGAUGUAUAUGGCUACAAGCUUUCGUUGUGGCGUUGGAGACUAACUCUUUUACGAUAUUACAACAUCUAGCCAUAUGGGGAAAUUUGGUUGCCUUCUAUAUCAUCAAUUGGAUCUUCAGUGCCAUCCCAUCAUCAGGGAUGUACACAAUUAUGUUCCGUUUGUGUGGACAACCAUGCUACUGGAUAACUAUGUUUCUUAUAGUUGCAGCAGGGAUGGGUCCAAUUCUAGCUUUGAAGUACUUCAGGUACACAUAUAGGCCAAGCAAGAUCAACACGCUUCAGCAAGCUGAACGCAUGGGUGGGCCAAUCUUAUCUCUUGGGAGUAUCGAGCCACAAUCAAGGUCAGUUGAGAAAGAUGUUUCUACAUUAUCGAUCACUCAACCUAAAACCAGAAAUCCAGUAUAUGAACCUCUAUUAUCAGAUUCUCCGAAUUCCACUAGAAGGUCCUUUGGACCUGGAACUCCAUUUGAUUUCUUUCAGUCACAGUCGAGAUUGUCGUCUUCAAGGAAUUGUAAGGACAACUCAUAAUGAUUAGUUUAGCGGCUUUAAGAUAAUCAUAUAGAUGGCAUAUUAGAUUCUUCAUCCAUUUGAGGUUAAACAUAUACUCAAACGGAUCAUGGAGUUAUUUUUGGUUCUCUAGGCUUGUAAAAGUACCUCAUUUUCCUGUACUACAUGAAUACUGCAAUAUGCCUAGAUGAUUGAGCUCCACUGUGUCAUUGACAAGGAGAGACAGAAUAAAGGAAGAUAAAAUUAUCUUGAA
This is a messenger RNA of Tripterygium wilfordii, 3805 nucleotides long. Its product is annotated as phospholipid-transporting ATPase 2. Gene Ontology annotation, molecular function: ATP binding; ATPase-coupled intramembrane lipid carrier activity; ATP hydrolysis activity. The record is from RefSeq and is a predicted model, not a curated record. Gene Ontology annotation, cellular component: plasma membrane. Gene Ontology annotation, biological process: phospholipid translocation. NCBI's taxonomy places the organism in Eukaryota, Viridiplantae, Streptophyta, Magnoliopsida, Celastrales, Celastraceae.